GUUGCUAUCGUGAGUACAAUCCCAUACUAGUGGAGGCGUUGCAGUACUAUUGUGGGUCAUUCCUGGGAAAGCACGUGAAUAUUGCUCUUUGCCAAAAAAGAAAGAAGACAACAAUCGGCAAGUAGAAGCUCACCUCACGUAACAAGCGAACAAGAUAUGGCAUCGACGUCCGUGCUCCAGCACUUCGAAGUGUAUCAGAAAGCCCGCGUCACGUUCGUCCAGGCCGUGGCUGAGGCAGCUACACGACCGCAGAACAUUGAGGUCAUGCAGAAUGCCGGUGUGAUGCAGCUGCUACGACCAUUGCUGCUCGACAACGUACCGAGUAUCCAGCAGUCUGCAGCAUUGGCACUCGGUCGUCUCGCCAACUACAGUGACGACCUAGCUGAGGCCGUGGUAGGUAACGAAAUCCUGCCGCAGCUUGUGUACUCGCUCUCGGAACAAAACCGUUUCUACAAGAAGGCCGCGGCGUUCGUGCUGCGUGCAGUGGCCAAGCACUCUCCGGAACUAGCUCAGGCUGUUGUGGAUUCGGGUGCACUGGAGUCGUUAGUGCCGUGUUUGGAAGAGUUCGACCCGACAGUGAAAGAAGCAGCAGCUUGGGCGAUUGGCUACAUCGCGCAACACACUGGCGAGCUCGCUCAGCACGUAGUGGAUGCAGGUGCUGUACCGUUGCUCGUGCUUUGCAUCCAAGAGCCAGAGGUAGCGCUCAAGCGCGUGGCAGCGUCUGCGCUUAGUGAUAUCGCCAAGCACUCUCCGGAGCUAGCUCAAGCUGUUGUCGACCCAGGCACCGUGGCCUACUUAGCUCCUCUAAUCCAGCACCCGGACGCCAAGUUAAAGCGGCAAGUGUGCAGUUGUUUGGCGCAGAUCUCCAAGCACUCUGUCGAUCUGGCUGAGAUCGUUGUGGAAGCUGAAAUCUUCCCUAACAUCCUGUACAACCUCAAGGAUAUCGACCAUACUGUCCGUAAGAAUGCCGCCACCUGCAUUCGAGAGAUAGCCAAGCACACACCAGAGCUCUCGAAGUUGAUUGUAAACGCUGGUGGUGCAUCUGCACUCGUUGACUACGUGGCGGAGGCGUCAGGCAACAACAAACUACCUGGAAUCAUGGCAAUCGGGUACAUUUCGGCCUUUUCAGAAACGUUGGCACUCGCAGUGAUCACGUCCAAGGGUAUUACACCAGUGAAGAGUGCACUGAUCUCCGAACCUGAAGACCAUAUUAAAGCUGCGAGUGCCUGGACAUUGGGCCAAAUUGGUCGCCACACACCUGAUCACUCGCGUGCAGUAGCCGAAGCGGACGUGCUUCGCCACCUACUAGCCUGCAUGAUCCACCCGAACAGCUCUGAUGACCUCAAGAUCAAGUCCAAGCGUGCAUUGAAAAGCAUCUUGGCCAAAUGUACGCAUUUGCAAGCUCUGCAGCCGUUGCUUCGCGACGCACCUGUGAAAGUACAAAAGUACAUUCUCAAGCAAUUCGCUCAAAUGUUGCCGCAUGAUCUUGACGCUCGACGAUCGUUUGUGCAGAAUGGAGGCUUGGAAUUGCUGCAACAGCUCAGUGAAGUUGCAGGUGGAAAGCUCACCGAGUACAUUCUCGAAAUCAACAACUGUUACCCACCGGAGAUCGUGGAGUACUAUUCACCACACUACUCCAAGACACUUCUUGACAAGCUCGACGACUAUCAGCCUCAGGUGCGGUAAGCUAGUGAGAAUCAACGAAGCGUAGGUAUAUCAACCCUUUUAAGUGCUUUCGGAGCUAUGCUUUAUUUCAGCGGAUAACAAGCUAUCAUUCAAUUCUACUUACACUUUUGCG
Phytophthora nicotianae INRA-310 is the source of this 1798-nucleotide messenger RNA. RefSeq lists its product as hypothetical. NCBI's taxonomy places the organism in Eukaryota, Oomycota, Peronosporomycetes, Peronosporales, Peronosporaceae. Gene Ontology annotation, cellular component: microtubule cytoskeleton. The transcript has a single exon. Gene Ontology annotation, biological process: cilium movement. Gene Ontology annotation, molecular function: microtubule binding. Bases 157 to 1686 code for a protein of 509 amino acids. The record is from RefSeq and is a predicted model, not a curated record.